AAAUAGCCCUUACGGUAUGACGCAGCUACGUCAGCAAACGUGACAGGAAGUGCUAACCGUCAGCUGAGCGAGCGACAACAACGUCUGGGGCAUCGAUACUGAAAAGAUGGCUUACCCUACGUCCCUCAACCCAUUUGCUGAUGACAAUGAGGAAGAUUUUAAGCCCAAAAGGGGUGGCUUUGAAGAUGAAAGUGACAGUGGGAUGACAGAUGUGGAGAGGAGGCAGAGGUACCUUCAGCAGGAAGUGAUGCGCACUGCACAGUCUGCUGUGGACAGCUCUUACCGUUCGCUGAGCCUCAUCUAUGAAUCUGAGAAGAUGGGUGUGGAAACUGCAGAGGAGUUGGUGCGACAAGGUGAGGUCUUGAAGCGGACGGACAAGAUGUUAGACAACAUGGAUGAAGACCUGAAAACCAGUCAGAGGCAUAUCACCAGUAUCAAGAGUGUGUGGGGAGGUUUUGUCAACUACUUUAAGGGCAAACCAGAAACAAAGCCUCCACCGGAAGAGCCAAAGACCUAUCAGGCUAACGAAAGACUACAGACUGCCAUGUCUGGUAGCAGAGGACACGAGGACAAGUACCAGGCCAGCCAUCCCAAUCUAAGAAAGUUGGAUACAGCGGGUUUUGGAGCUGCUGCAUCGAUAGAUGGCAGCUCCUCUAGACAGAAUGGAUUCCCUCAGAACAGAUACUUGAGGGACGCUCACCAGACGCUUGACAACAAUUUAGAUGAGAUGUCCGGUGGCUUGGCAAGACUGAAGAACCUCGGACUCGGUCUCCAGGCAGAGAUUGAUGACCAGGACGACUCCAUCGGAUCCCUGCUUAACAAAGUGGAUACAAUGGAUGCCAAGAUCAUCAACACCAACCAGCAGAUGAAAAACCUUAAAUAAGACUCACUAAUUCAACACUAGAUACAAACUGGCAGUGGGUCACCCUCACUCGUGACCCAUCCUCCUGGCCUUUGUCCAAUAAAGAAUAGUCUGUUUCAUUUUUGUCUUUUUUAGUUUUCUACCACUAGAAAAUAACUGUGAUUUUUUUUUUGUUUCUUUGCCAGGAAUUGAAAUGUUCUUUUCACAUAUGCUUUAUUUUUUCUCUGUCAAGUCUCAAUGCAUUUCUGUCUUAAUGUUUCAUGAAGUUUUUUUGUUGUUUUUUUUUGUUUUUUGUUUUUUGCCCAGUCACCAAAUAUGUGCAUUGGAAUGUUUCUUAAUUUGCAGUUCAAACAAAUUGAUUUGAAAGAUGAAGAUCAUUUUAAGAUGUAGGUUCUCAAAAUGGGUUCUUUAUCUGUUUUUAUGUGUACUAUUUAGCUAGCUUAAGUGUAUAAACAAAACACAACCAAACAGAACAUUUAGCUGAAGUCACAUUUGCCUUACAUGUGGUGGAAAUGUAAAGUUUUUGAUUCCAUGUCAGGGUUAUGUUUCAACUAGUGCUUCUUUCCACAAAAUGGUUUGCUUUGAAUUUUGUCUUAUUUGAUUUGCACUGAUUCAGUCCUGCACAAUUAUUUCAAAGCAUAAAUAGUAUCAAAAAGCUAUUAUGUUUUUAAAAAAUCAGCAAUGAAGGAAUAAACCCGCUAUCAAAGUCA
Molecule: messenger RNA, 1572 nt
Organism: Gambusia affinis (western mosquitofish)
Lineage: Eukaryota; Metazoa; Chordata; Actinopteri; Cyprinodontiformes; Poeciliidae
Gene: snap29
Product: synaptosome associated protein 29
Exons: 6
Coding region: 107-883 (258 amino acids)
Biological process (GO): exocytosis; synaptic vesicle priming; synaptic vesicle fusion to presynaptic active zone membrane
Cellular component (GO): plasma membrane; SNARE complex
Molecular function (GO): SNAP receptor activity; syntaxin binding
Source: RefSeq, a predicted model, not a curated record